AUGGCUACACAUCAAUCCUCCGCUGCAGAUGCCACUCCCCCAGUGGCGACGGUUGAGACGUCCCAUGAGACCAUGACAGCGCAUCAGUCCUCCGCUGGAACCGCCACUCCCCCAGAUUUUCCCGCCUCUCCCCCAGAUCCUUCCGCCAAUCCAGCAGCGCCUUCCGCCACUCCUCCAGAUCCUUCCGCCUCUUCCCCAGCGGCUUCCGCCACUCCCCCAGAUGCUUCCACCACUCCGUCAGCGCCUUCCGCCACUCCCCCAGCACCUUCCGCGACUCCUCCAGCUCCUUCCGCCACUCCCCCAGAUCCUUCCGCCACUCUCUCAGAUCCUUCCGCCACUCCCCCAGCGCCGUCUGCUAGUCCUCCAGCGCCGGCUGCGCCGCCGUUGGCGGAGGCAGAGGGAGGAGGGCAGGGUCAGUAUGAGGAGCAGAGUCAGGGGCGUGGGGAGGCGGAGCGGGGCGGAGAGGAGGGGGGAGGAGGAAAAAAGACGCAAUCGGGUGGGGAUCAGGGGCAGGGGCAGAUGAGGGGAGGGGAGGUGGCGGAGAGCUGGUACAAGAUAAAACGCGUGUCGUUCCUGGGGCGGCAGCAGGUGCCAAUCGUCAUGCAAAACGACAACGGGCCCUGCCCCCUCCUUGGCAUUGCUAACGUGCUGCUGCUCCGCAACGCCAUCUCCCUCCGCCCCAGCGCCACCGAGAUCUCCCAGUCGGACCUGCUGUCGCUGGUGGCACACCGUCUGCUGGACAGCAACACAGGCAUGGAGGGUCGCUCAGCAGAGGACAUAAGCAACAGGCAGCAGAACGUGGCGGACUGCAUGGCUCUGCUGUCGCGCCUUGCCACGGGGAUUGACGUCAACGUGCGCUUCACAGGCAUUCAUGCGUUUGAGUUCACGCCAGAAACAGCAAUCUUUGACCUGCUGGACAUCAGCCUCGUGCAUGGCUGGCUGGUGGACUCACAGGAUUCAGCAACAGCAGCAGCGGUGGGGUCUCUCUCCUACAACAGCAUCGUGGAGCGGCUGGUCGCCCUGCAGGCCUCCCACCCCGACCUUGCUGCUGCCCUGCUGGGCGGGGGAGGGGGAGGGGGAGGGGGAGGGGGAGGAGGGGAAGCCUCAGAUGGCAUUAAAACCCCUCUCAACCCCUCUAAACCCAUCUUAAACCUUCAUGCAGGACUCGGCGACAGCAGCAGCGCGACAGCAGCGGCAGUGGGGUCCCUCUCCUACAACAGCAUCGUGGAGCGCCUCGUCGCCCUGCAGGCCAUGUCUGACUCGGCCACAGCAGAGGCAGUGGGAUCCCUCUCGUACAACAGCAUCGUGGAGCGCCUAGUUGCCCUGCAAGCCAUGUCUGAUUCAGCGACAGCAGCAGCGGCGGGGUCCCUCUCCUACAACAGCAUUGUGGAGCGCCUCAUUGCUCUGCAGGCCAUGUCUGCCUCCCACCCCGACCUUGCUGCUGCCCUGCUGGGCGGGGGAGGGGGGGAAGGAGGGGCAGGGGGAUGGGGAGGGGGAGUAGGGGGUGGAGAGCGAAUGGGGGAAGGGAGAGAGGGAGGGGGGGCUGGAAGAGGAGGGGAUGUGGGGAAAACAGGAGGUGGAGGGAAGGGUGGAGGGAAACCAGAGGGGGACAGAAGAGAGGGGGACGAGAAACCACGUGUGGGAGAUGAAGGGAGUGCAGUGACAGCAGCUGCUCUGGCAGAGUCCCUUGCCUCCCUUCUCCUUUCCGAACCUCUACCAGUCUCCGAACCUCUACCAGUCUCCGAACCUCUACCAGUCUCCGAAGCGUCAUCGGUUUCCGAUCCUGUGCCAUCUGCUUCUGAGCUUCGUCCAGCUUCCGAGCCUGUUCCGGCAUCUGUGCCUGCGUCAGCUCCCGAGCCUUGUCCAUCCUCCGAGCCUCUUUCAACCUCGGCUGCCCGAGCCUGUGCUGCUGCAGAAGAAACAACCGGGGAGGAGAGUGAGAGGGAUACAGAGGGAGAAAGCAUAGAGAGAAGUCCGAAGGGUGGUGAGGGGUUGGAGGGGGUAGAGGGUGGUGCAGAAGCGAGGCAGGGGAGUGGGGCUGUUUCUGGUUCAGAGAGGUCCGCUGAAGAGAAGGUUAGAAUCGAGGAGGAGCAAGGGAUGAGGGAGGAGCAGGGCAGAGGGGAGGAAGAGGAAGGGAUGAGGGAAGAUGGAGGGAAGGGAGAGCAGAGGGAAGGGGAGGAGCGCGGGAGUGGGGAUGGAGAGGGGAGGAGCGAAGGGGGAGCUGCACUGGCAGUAGGAGGGGGGGAGCAGGCAGGGGGGGGGGAGAUGCGGGAUGAUGUGCGGGAAGCUCUGCUGCUCUUCACGUUUCUCAACGACACAGCCAGCCAGCUCACCUACCACGGCCUCUUCAGCCUACAGGAGGGAGUGAAGGAGAAUCAGCUCUGCGUGUUCUUCCGCAACAAUCAUUUCAGUACUCUUUUCAAGCGCACCAACCACAUCUACCUGCUGGUGACCGAUCAAGGCUACCUGAACCAGCCGGGCGUGGUGUGGGAGAGGCUGGGGCAGGUGGAGGGCGACAACACGCUCUGUGAGGGGGACUUCACUCCCUUUGCUCCUCCGCCGUCGCUGGCCCUGAGUCAUGACGGCGCUGCUGCUGCACAGUGGACGCAUGAGGAUGAUGCUGCCAUUGCUGCUGCUGCCGCUGCUGGCAUGGAAGGAUUGGAGCUCGUCCCAGGCAUGGACGCAUACCACUUGCUUUGCGUGGAAGGGCAGCUGCAGGCAUGGGGGAAGCAGAGGAAGGGAUCUGUGAAAAAAAAAAAAUCUUCUUGUUUUUUUCCCUCACGCCCCCUUCUCCUUCUCCUGCUACUUCUCCAUGUGUUUUCUCUCAUCUUUUCUCCUGUUGCUUCGCCUCCCCUUUCGGAUCUUCAUCUGGCUCUGAUGUCACAGCAGCAGGAGGUAGAGGCAGCAGUGAGGCAGCAGGCAGGGGGAAGAGGAUGUGGGAAGAAUGUUCCUUGUCUCUUCCCCGUAUGCCCUCUUCCCUUCUCCUGCUACUUCUCCACCCCUUGUACCAGUUCGGACCUUCAGCUGGCCCUGAUGCUGCAGCAGCAGGAGGUGGAAGCAGCAGAGAGGCAGCAGGCAGGGGGGAGGGGGAGGGGCGGAAGCAGGGGGGGGAGAUCAGGGGGAGUGGGGCAGGUGCGCAGUGAAGGGGGUGGCACCAGGGGGGGAAGUGGGGGAGGGGCGUGGGGGCGGGAAGGAGCAGUGGGAGGGGCAGGAGGGCCGAUAGAUGUGCAUCAGUCAGGGGGGAGGGGGAGGGGGAGGGGGCGGGGGGGCAGGGGAGAGGGCAGAGGUGUAUCAGGAGUGAGGAGCGAAGGUGGUGGUGGUGGGAGGGAGAGCAGCAGUGGAUGGGGCAGCACGUGGGAAGCAGCGACUGGGCUCAUAUUUCACCCAACCAAGAUCCCCCUCUCGCCGCACCACACCGCAUCACACCACUUCCUCCCCGCCAACCCCUCAGGGCAGGGGGCAGCGCAGGGGUGGGUCAACGCAGAGUGA
This is a messenger RNA of Closterium sp. Naga37s-1, 3489 nucleotides long. The record is from the annotation of a GenBank genome assembly. NCBI's taxonomy places the organism in Eukaryota, Viridiplantae, Streptophyta, Zygnematophyceae, Desmidiales, Closteriaceae.